UACCAAGCUUGCAGUAGUUUUUUUUAUUUUGUUGAAUACAAUUAAUUUGACUGUUCCAUCAUAAAAAUGUGUAUAGAUAAUCAAAUAUAAAGUGGGGAUUAUCACAGUAUGUAUUGAGUUUAAUGUCACCCUCCAUACCCACCACCAACCAGCCCACAUUCACCACCGGGAAGUGGGGUUUUAUCAGUGGUAAAUAAGCAAAUGCUAAAUCAUUACACAAAAAAAAAUUAUAUGUUGAUUUUUUUUUUUGGUAUAAACAGAUGAUCAGUCAACAAACCACGUUAGUUUGCUCCUGUCAUCCGAACAUUCACGAUCAAAAUAUCCAUAAUAUUGCGAAAAUCCACGAAUCUAUGUUCAUUAGGAGACAUCUAGUGACAUACACAUGAUUACAAAAAUAUAUUUACAAUUUUGUUGAUAAAAAAAAACAUUCACAAACACACACAAAGUACUCUAUAUUUUUUUUCAUAUAAGAACAAUCAAAAUAUUCCAGCUAUUUAAAUUUGAUAUUGUUUUUGUUUUGUUUUUUUUUUGUAAAUAUUAUCAUCAACAAAGUUUAUUCAUUAUGUUGAACGAUGGAGAUAGAUUAUCACGUGAAUCACAACAAAAUGGAGUUGUACAGCCACUACUUACUGAUUUAUAUCAAAUUACAAUGGCUUAUGCAUACUGGAAAUGUGGAAAGAUGAAUGAUUAUACUGUAUUUGAUUUGUUCUUUAGAAAAAAUCCAUUUCGCGGUGAAUAUACAAUAUUUGCUGGACUUGGUGAAUGUUUAAAGUUCAUGGAAAAAUUUCAAUAUUCUGAUAGUGAUAUUGAAUAUUUAAAAACAACAAUGCCAGUAUCAGUUGAACCAGAAUUUUUUGAAUUUUUAAGAGUUUUAACACCAAAAGAUGUUACAAUACAUGCAAUACAAGAAGGCUCAGUUGUAUUUCCAAGGGUACCAUUGAUGCGUAUUGAAGGACCACUUAUAAUGGUACAAUUAUUGGAAACAACAUUAUUAACACUUGUUAAUUAUGCAAGUUUAAUGGCAACAAAUGCAGCAAGAUACAGAAUGGUUGCUGGUAAUAAUGUAUCACUUCUUGAAUUUGGUUUACGUCGUGCACAAGGUCCUGAUGGUGGUUUAAGUGCAUCAAGAUACAGCUAUAUUGGUGGAUUUGAUGGAACAAGCAAUGUACUGGCUGGUAAACUUUUUGGUAUUCCAGUUAGAGGAACACAUGCUCAUGCUUACAUAAGUUCAUUUGCUGGAAUUGAAGAAUUAACACUAAGAACACUACGACAUAAAGAAACUGGUGAAGAAAAAGAUGUUCUUGAUUUGGCAUUAAAAUAUCGUGAAAUAAUUGCUGUUAAUCUCAAGGUUUUGGUGUCAGAAGCAUCUGACAGUGAACUUGCUGCCCUUGUUAGUUUUGCUGUUGCUUUUCCAGAUGGAUUCAUGGCACUAGUUGAUACCUACGAUGUCAAAAGCAUUAAAUCAUCAGCCGAGGGGCAAUCAAGUACUGGAAUAACAAAUGUUAAUAACAAUGAUAAAAAUAUUGAAUAUUUGAUUAAAUCAAAUAUAUCAAAUAAUGGCUAUAAUGCCAAGGAACAAGAUUGUCUCACAACAACACCAUCACACAACAAUGACUAUUUAAAACCAGGCGAAUUGGGCGAGCUAUGUGUGAGAAGUGGACUACUUAAUUUUUGUUCAGUUGCAUUGGCAUUAUCUGACAUUGGUUAUAGAGCUGUUGGUAUAAGAAUUGACAGUGGUGAUUUAGCAUAUUUAAGUAAAGCUGCACGUGAAACAUUUCGUGAACUUGCUGUUAAAUUUGAUCGUCCAUGGUUUGCAAAUUUAACAAUUGUUGCAUCAAAUGAUAUUAAUGAAGAAACAAUAAUGAGUUUAAAUGAACAAAAUCAUGAAAUUAAUUGUUUUGGUGUUGGUACACAUUUAGUAACAUGUCAACGACAACCAGCACUUGGUUGUGUUUAUAAAAUGGUUGAAAUAAAUAAUCAACCACGAAUUAAAUUAAGUCAAGAAGUUGAUAAAGUAACAUUACCUGGUGGUAAAAAUGCAUACAGAUUAUAUGGUAGUGAUGGACAUGCACUUGCUGAUCUUUUAUUAAGAUCAGAUGAACCAAAACCAGAAGUUGGAAAAAAAGUAUUAUGUCGUCAUCCAUUUCAAGAAUCAAAACGUGCAUAUGUUACACCAACUAAAGUUGAAAUAUUAUACAAGGUUUAUUGGAAAGAUGGAAAAAUUGUUUAUCCAGCACCAAGUUUAUUUGAUAUAAGAAAUAGAGUUUUGGAAUCAUUAAAAACACUAAGAAAUGAUCACAAAAGAAGUCUUAAUCCUACACCUUACAAGGUUUCAGUGAGUGAUGAUUUGUACACAUAUAUUCAUGAUCUUUGGGUACAAAAUGCUCCAAUUGGUGAAUUAUCAUAAAUAAAUUUAAAAAUUAUUAUUGUUAAACAAGUUAAAGAUAUUUUUAAUAAUCAUUAUUAAAAUAAAACUUGUUUAAGCAAAAUAAUAUAAAAAUAAAGUACAAAAAUUUGAACAAAAAAAAAAAAUGAUAAAAAUGAAUUUAAAUCAUUAAAUAAAAAUAUUCAGUCAAACUUUCAAUUAUCUAUUUAAAAAAAUAAAAAUAUUGUAGAUAAAUGGAUUUAUUAAUAAUAAUUACAAUUUUUAUUAUUUUUUUUUUUUCACAACAAAAAAUUUAUAAUAUUUUUUUAUUAGCACAAAUUUUAACAUGUUUAAAAUCAAAAGAAAGAAAAAAAUGUAGAAAAAAUUAUUGCAAACAAAAUUUUAAUGUAAAAAAUUAAAAUUCUGUAAAUAAUUUAAAAUUUAAUGUAAAAAAAAAAAUAGAUAAUUUAUAAAAAUAGAGCACCAAUGAAUAAAUUAAAAAAAAUAUAGUCGAUAUUUUUAUUUUUUAUAGAAAAAAACAAAUAACGACACUUUGUCUUUGUUGAUAAAAUUAAAUUUAAUGUUUAUGUAAAUGUGUUAACUUAAAAUAAUGAAUAAAUAUCAAUUGUGUUGAGAAUAUCUUUGAUAAGACAAAUUACACAACAAUGUAAUAAUAAUUAAUAAAAAAAAAAAAGAGUUAUUAAAAAUUUCUAUUAAAAUAAA
Messenger RNA from Aphidius gifuensis, 3088 nucleotides. RefSeq names its product nicotinate phosphoribosyltransferase (gene Naprt). Gene Ontology annotation, molecular function: nicotinate phosphoribosyltransferase activity. The record is from RefSeq and is a predicted model, not a curated record. The transcript is spliced from 10 exons. Bases 563 to 2407 code for a protein of 614 amino acids. Lineage: Eukaryota; Metazoa; Arthropoda; Insecta; Hymenoptera; Braconidae. Gene Ontology annotation, biological process: NAD+ biosynthetic process.